GUUUAAAAGACUAUGAAAGCAAGUGUGCCAUCGAAGUUAAGGGGUAAGAAGUGGGUUACCUAUGGGCUCCAGAGGGCUUCAAAUUGAGAUCUACUGUCCUGCAGAGUGGCCUCAACUUUGGCAUGGAUCAUAGCUUGCGUGCCUCAGUUGCACAGAUUGUAUUUUUAAGAAUGUGAAGAAAAAUGUGUCCCACAGCACGGUAGUAGAGGAGAUUUUAGUUUUUAGUUAUUUACAAUGUAUGGGCAUUUUAUUUAGAGGAUGUAUAUUCUUAUAAUGUUCGUGUUCACUAUGUUAUGAUAUAUUACACUUACACUAUUUUGAGUAUAGAUUGCACUACAUCAUAUGUAUUGUGUAUAAUAAAGGUGGCGUAACAGCAAAUUGUGUUUUUGUUUUUUUGUUUUUUUCACAAGCUCGUCCACAGAUCUACGAUUCAGCAUGGCUUUGUGUGAUCAAGAAAAACUUUACCGACAAAAAAGAAAGAACACAGUCCUCAACGGAAUCAAGAAGCUUUUGGGACCUGAAAGAAGCAAAGACUUGAAUUCGGCUUCAAGAGAUGUGCCUGUCAUAGCAGUUCUAGGCUCUGGAGGUGGAUUUCGAGCAAUGGUUGGCUUCUCUGGAGUCAUGAAAGCCCUGUUUGAAUCAGGGGUUUUAGAAUGUAUAACAUAUGUUGCUGGAUUGUCUGGAUCUACAUGGUAUAUGUCUACACUUUACUCUCAUCUGGAUUUUCCAAGGAAAGGACCAAAGGAAAUAAAUGAGGAGCUUAUGAACAGCGUCAGUCACAGUCCCCUACUUUUGCUGACACCACAAAAAGUGAAACGCUACAUUGAAGCUUUGUGGAAAAAAAAAAGUUCUGGGCAGCCAGUUACUUUUACUGAUGUUUUUUCCAUGCUUAUUGGAGAGACACUUAUUAGAGAUAGAAUGAACAGCAAGUUAAGUAACAUGCAUGAGAAAAUAUGUGAUGGUCAGUGCCCAUUGCCAUUAUUUACGUGCCUUCAUGUCAAGCCAGAUGUGUCAGAGCUAAUGUUUGCUGACUGGGUGGAAUUUAGCCCCUAUGAAAUCGGAAUGGCAAAGUAUGGCACAUUUAUGCCUCCUGAGCUUUUUGGAAGCAAGUUUUAUAUGGGAUCAGUUAUUAAAAAAUAUGAAGAAUAUCCACUACAUUUUCUAAUGGGUGUUUGGGGUAGUGCAUUCUCAAUACUCUUCAACAGAGUUCUUGGAGUUUCCAGCCAUAAUGCAGGAGCUACAAUGGAAGAAGAACUGGAAAAUAUUAAACCAAAGCACAUAGUGACCAUGGACAAUUCAGACAGCGAUGAUGAGCAACAAGAGCCAAAAGGAAGUGAAAAUGUUGAAGCUGAAGAAGAAUAUCAAAAAAACAAUCAAGCCAGCUGGGUUCAACGCAUGUUCAUGGCUCUAGUAAGCGACACUGCCCUAUUCAAUACACGUGAAGGAAGAGCUGGAAAGUGCAUAACUUCAUGCUUGGUUUAAACCUUAAUGCGUCAUAUCCAUUGUCUCCUUUAACGCAAUUUUGUUCUCAAGAGUCUGUCGAUGAGGAUACAUUGGAUCUUGCAGUUGCAGACCCUGAUGAAUUUGAACAGAUAUAUGAGCCACUGGAUGUGAAAAGCAAGAAAAUCCAUAUUGUAGAUAGUGGAUUGACAUUCAAUCUGCCAUACCCUCUUAUCCUAAGACCUCAACGGGGAGUGGAUUUGAUCAUCUCCUUUGAUUUUUCUGCAAGGCCAAGUGAUUCAAGUCCCCCAUUCAAGGAACUACUACUUGCGGAGAAGUGGGCACGCAUGAAUAAGCUACCAUUUCCAAAGAUAGAUCCACAUGUCUUUGAUAGAGAAGGGCUGAAGGAAUGUUAUAUAUUUCGACCAAAGAACCCAUCAAUAGAAAAAGACUGUCCGACAGUGAUUCAUUUUGUUUUGGCUAACAUUGAAUUUAGAAAGUUCAAAGCUCCAGGUGUUCCCAGAGAGACUACAGAAGAAAAGGAUUUUGCAGAUUUUGAUAUUUUUGAUGAUACUGAAAGUCCAUUUUCAACAUUUAAUUUUCAGUAUCCAAACGAAGCAUUCAAAAGAUUGCAUGAUCUCAUGGAGUUCAACACACUCAACAACAUACAUGUAAUAAAGAAGGCAAUUCAAGAAAGCAUUGAAUACAGAAGGGAGCAUCCAUCCCGCUGUUCGGUGUCACUUAGUGAUGUUGAGGCACGGAAAUUCUUUAACAAAAGCAAACCGCAAACCUGA
This is a messenger RNA of Staurois parvus, 2234 nucleotides long. The record is from the annotation of a GenBank genome assembly. Lineage: Eukaryota; Metazoa; Chordata; Amphibia; Anura; Ranidae.